GUUGAUAGAGAGUCGUCGGUUGCUUCGCUGGGUCUAGAUUUCUUCCCGGAUAUCUCACUAGUCGUUUACCCGGUCACCUUUUGACCCCCCGGUCGUGCUCGAGUUGGUCACCUGAGUUCGACCGAAACACUACUACUCCCCUAUUCGCUUUCGCACGAGGUUGCAUCAUCCCCCCGAGAAAACGGCAAUAACGAACUACGUCUGUCUAAGGCCUGCUCUCGGUCAUGUAUGCUCCUUCACCACCUCGCUUUGCAUGCGUCGUCACAGUGCAGAACCCGAGCACGAUCAAUACGGCGGCGGCAAGGACAUUCGUCCUCGAACAUGAGACCGCCGCCGCCGCUGGUGGCCACGGCGGCGUGGCGACAUCCGAUUCCACCACCUCGUACUCUGCCGUCGCCGCCACCACCAGCACCGCCGGCGAGAUCUUCGAGUACGAGUUCGCGGUGACGGUCAAGUACGUGCGCCGAGAGAUCCGGGCCCUGACGGAUCGAGACAGGGAGACUUUUUUCAACGCGGUGUCCGUGCUGCAGCGGGUGCCGAGCGCCGUCGGCCGUGCGGUGUACGGCGACAAGUACUACAGCAAGGACUACUUCAACCGGAUGCACCUGUACUACGGUGAGGAAAUCGUCCAUCUACCGAACGAAGAAGGCGAUGAUGCAAAUGCACGAUUGUUACGGUUAAAUUUCCCGAUUAUGAUCUUGCCGAAGAGAAAGUGCUGA
Messenger RNA from Ectocarpus sp. CCAP 1310/34, 719 nucleotides. The record is from the annotation of a GenBank genome assembly. NCBI's taxonomy places the organism in Eukaryota, Phaeophyceae, Ectocarpales, Ectocarpaceae.